AUGGCAAAGUGGAACGCCGCGAGUCUCCGAUGGAAGGGCGGCGUUCCCUUCUUCUCCUCCGUGUCGGUGUUUUGCUGCUGCGUCUGUGGAGUUAAACUCGUCCUGUUCCCCACAUCACAGAGCACCGUGAGGAGGAUCAGAAUAAAGUUCCUGACCUUCAACUUUACAGAUGAGAAAGCUCCUGGUGUGCAGCUGCUGCGGCUUCAGCGGCGCAGUCACCCGUUGUGCUCUGAGUGUCCUGAGGGAACCUCCCUUGGCCUGAAGUGGGAUAUCUCUGAGAAACACUGUGGAGAUCCCCAGCGGCUGUCAGAGAGAGGCACUGUCAGACUGUAG
Molecule: messenger RNA, 333 nt
Organism: Knipowitschia caucasica
Lineage: Eukaryota; Metazoa; Chordata; Actinopteri; Gobiiformes; Gobiidae
Source: the annotation of a GenBank genome assembly